AUGCCUGUCGAAAAGAAUGAUUCCAUUACCGUCCCAUUGGACAAGCUCAAGAAUGACGCCAUUGUACCCCUCAAGUGGCAGCAGAUUUUCCAAGACAGGAACAGCGACUACUAUCUGGUAAACUAUGAAAACAAGUCUAAAGUAACAGAAGAGGAGCACGUCGGCAUGCUUUUCAUCGAAAAAUCCAAGGUCGAAGAGUUCAAGGGCGUAGUCAAGGAUGGGCAGAUCACAGUCAGCGAGAAAUUCCAAUAUGGUCAACCCAACAAGGCCGGGAACAAGAGAUUCCUUGUCUACCACAACAAGGACAACAAACCCUACCAGCACCGAUUUGUUGAUAACAUGCUCACCAAGUACGGCUCCAUGGGAGCAGAGGCACUGGAGAAAAUGGGCAUGAUGAAACCAAAUGAGAUGGUCGACUUGAUUUCUGGCUUAGAGCUUACUUUGAAUAUAUUGUCUCCUUAA
This is a messenger RNA of Endocarpon pusillum Z07020, 462 nucleotides long. RefSeq lists its product as uncharacterized. The transcript is spliced from 2 exons. The record is from RefSeq and is a predicted model, not a curated record. Bases 1 to 462 code for a protein of 153 amino acids. NCBI's taxonomy places the organism in Eukaryota, Fungi, Ascomycota, Eurotiomycetes, Verrucariales, Verrucariaceae.